AUGACAAGUUAUGGCCAACCUGGCGCAAGGGUGCCGGGUUCUCGCCGGGAGAGGUUACGUGGGUAUUUGCGGGCGGCAAACGAGUUGAGGCAAACAUAUCAAGAGCAAAUACAUCAAAGGCUACAAGCUAGUGAAGUCGAUGGGAGCAUACCGGGGGAUUUUCCUCAGGUUGAUAUUAUUCGAAGUGGAGAUGAGGAAAUGCUCCUGUUUCCAAGUUACGCCCGGAAGCACACGAAGCGGAAAACCGACCCCGACGGCGCCGCCAGAUAUCAGCCUGGAACACACGAAGCUAUAGAAGCACCGCAUAGCAGUGGAGAUGCUGACUAUUGGAAAAGAGAAUGGGAGAAAUACGAAGAUGCCAAUGCCAUUGUUGAUGUCGAUGUGCGAGGAUGGAUUUACUCGCCACAACGUGGUCCGUUGAAUAGGAGGAAUCGUCUUCUGAUUGCCGUGGCUCGCAGACUUAGCGGCAUCUAUGCUCCAGUUCCCAGUCCCGCUGGCUCUCGUCCACCCAGCCAGGCUCCUACCGGUCGGGACCGGCUUGACGAAUACCCAUCAAGACAUGAGGAUGAAAUUGCCACAAGAGAAGCCGAAAAUAUAGCUCGUCGUGGGCAAAUGGAAGCCGAUGCAGCUGUGAGAGGGAGUUACAGCCAGGCCAAUUCAAGAAGAUACAAUGGCAACACUCCCACAUACAGUCAGUCUGGCUCGCCCACACGAACAGACAUCAUGGUAGACGAUGAGGAUGACGGCCCUGAUCGGGGAUUUUUGGCCAAACGGCAAUCCUGGAAUGAACCGGCACACAUGAGCCGAGAAGAAUUGCAUGCAGCAAAUGAGUUGCUAUUGACCCGACUGAAACCCUUUAUGACGACACCCAUGGCUCAUACCCCAAUCACGAUAUUCUUCUUCAAUGACCAGAAAUCAACUUCAAAAUCAGUGACUACUGACGAGUCAGGUCAUUUCAAUCUGCGCGCCGCCCUGGAUUUCAUUCCCGACCAGGUCCGAGUUCUAGCAUCAGACAAGUUGUCUGCCACUGAAGAUGUCGUCAUCACGGAUAGUCGCGGUGUUAGCUUGAUCAGUGAUAUCGACGACACUAUCAAACAUUCCGCCAUUGCGAGUGGCGCUCGGGAAAUCUUCAAGAACACAUUUAUUCGAGACCUCGGUGAUCUCACCAUUAAGGGGGUCAAAGAAUGGUACACCAAAGUAGCCAGCAUGGGAGUCGAGAUGCAUUACGUGUCUAACUCUCCCUGGCAGCUGUAUCCGCUCCUUCGCAGUUUCUUCUCCCUGGCUGGUUUACCAAAUGGAUCCUUCCAUCUCAAGCAGUAUUCCGGAAUGUUACAAGGAAUCUUCGAACCUGCUGCCGAAAGAAAACGUGGUACACUCGAUCGAAUUAUGAAUGACUUCCCCGAGCGAAAAUUCAUCUUGGUUGGUGACAGCGGAGAGGCGGAUCUGGAAGUUUAUUCUGAUGUUGUCAUGGAAUACCCCGGUCGAGUACUGGGUGUGUUCAUCAGAGACGUGACCACGCCUGUCCAGAAAGCGUUCUUUGACCAAACCAUAUCGAAUAUGAUCUCCUCCAAAGACGGUACCCGUCUUAGCCGUUCAUCACACAAUCUAGACCUCCCAGAGAACAGACCGGCCUUACCCACAAGACCAAAAUCAGAUCCAGAAGCAAAGACGGUUGAAGAGAAAGAUCUGAUUGACUUUAGUGACGACUUAGACGCCCGCUCUAACCAUGAGAAGCCCUCACAUUCUGAUGAUAUGCGGCAAUUGGACCAAAGUGGAAAGCCCCCUGCACCCAAUGUACCCAACAAACCAUCUAGUCUUCGCAACUUUUCGACUCAGUCAAUACCUCCUACCAAUCACGAAAGAUUAUCUAUAUCAGACACUGAAAGUCAAGAAGCUGUCAAAAAGAAGCCACCACCACCCCCCAAACCUCGUCGAAGCGGCGCUGCAGCUGCAUCUGAAAAGAAUGGCGAAUCUUCUCUUCAACCACUUUCCCAACCUCCUUCCUCGUCACUGCGGCAGAAUCAAAGUCAGCCCCAACCCGACUUGACAAGGCAGCCGAGCUCGGUAUCUACACGAUCCAUCGUUCCAAAUUCCAUCUCCCGCACGAACACUUCAUCCAGCACUGCCUUUAGCUACCCGUCCCGCAAUGAAGAAGGCUACGUUGCCUCUGCCCGCCGACAAAUUGCAUCCGCAUAUAAUUCUCUUCCAGCAAUGCGAUCGGCUUCUCCGUCCUGUCCGGCCGAUCAAACAGACAUUAGCGGCGAUAAUCGGCUCAACCCACAUAUUCCUCCUCGUAGGGGGAUUGCGUCCUAUCCCGCCGCAGCCGCACGCUGGGCAACAGGAGGAACGGGCGGCAAUCCGGCUGCUGGUAGUGACGCAGGCUUACCUGGUGCUGCGUAUGACAGGAAAUUAGAAAUCUGGAAGCGGAGGUGGGAGCGGGCUGAAGAGAUCAUGCACCAGAGAGGUGUGGUGUUGAGGAACUGGAGGAUCGGAAGCGACGUGAUGGACGAAUGUGUCCAGCUUGUCAAGAGGGAAUUGGAAAGAAUUCAGGGCAAAAAGUGA
Molecule: messenger RNA, 2562 nt
Organism: Rhinocladiella mackenziei CBS 650.93
Lineage: Eukaryota; Fungi; Ascomycota; Eurotiomycetes; Chaetothyriales; Herpotrichiellaceae
Exons: 1
Coding region: 1-2562 (853 amino acids)
Cellular component (GO): actin cortical patch
Molecular function (GO): phosphatidate phosphatase activity
Source: RefSeq, a predicted model, not a curated record